This is a messenger RNA of Schistosoma rodhaini, 2599 nucleotides long. The record is from the annotation of a GenBank genome assembly. NCBI's taxonomy places the organism in Eukaryota, Metazoa, Platyhelminthes, Trematoda, Strigeidida, Schistosomatidae.
UUUAAUCACAACAUCAAAUUUUUAUGAUCCUAUCCAUUUCUUACUAUCAUGGUUUUACAAGAUGAAGAUUACGUAAAUUUUCGACCCGGUGGGACACAUGUAAAGAAAACAAUUGAACCGGAACACGCAGAGAAAGAUCAGCAAGAAAAUAAAAAGUAUGGAAAAUGGAGUACCGUUCGUAAACUUGUGACCGGUGCAAGUCAACAUAUAAAUACUUCACAAAUGUUGAGGUUAUCUAGCAUUUUCUCUGUCUUAGCUCAACAUCAUAAAAGUGUUAUUACAGCUGGUGAUAUACUGCUCGUUAUGAGAGCAUUAGGCGAUGCAUUAACAGAAGCUGAAUUACAAGAUUUGAUCUUUGAGUUAGAUGUUGAUCGAGACGGAAAAUUAGAUUUUUCAGAAUUAUGCGCUUUUGUUGUUGAACGAAUAUACAAGAAGAAAUUAGAUCAUGAUUUUGAAGAGUUAUUUCAAUUACUAGAUCAAGAUGUUCUCACAGAGACUUCUUACGGAACUGUGUUCAAUACCAGUGGAUGCACACUCAAAGAAAGUGAGUAUGGAUAUCUGAUCAUGCUUUCAGAUAUUUCGAGAAAUAACCUUAAUUUCGUUUGUGCUGAGUCUCGCUUUUUUCUUAUAAAAGGAAAAAUGAUGUUCAUAAGCAAUUAUGUGAAUAGAUGAUGGUCGAUUCACCGUUGUUUAAACAUUUACCCAUCCUCAAAACAAAUUCAUGAAUAAUUCAUUUUGAUUUCAUAAAAAAACAUUUACAUUUUCUCUGAAAAAGUACCAAGUCAUGUUACUUUACUAAAUAGUUAUGACUUUUAUUGGUAGGUAAAUACAUUUUAUUUGCAACGGUUUCAAAGUAUUGAGAUGGUGGUUAAGGUUUGUAGCUCAAGCAGAUGGUUUCGUUGGAGUUUCGUUCUACAAGCUUGACGGUUUCGUGAAAGUUUCACUGUUCUUUUGAACAUCAUUAGCACAAACUUCAGGUAUAUUUAAGUAACAAGAACUGCCAUGAAUUGUAAAUAUGAAUGAUAUCAUUCACACGGAGCUAUUAAAAUACUACUUCAGUCAUUGUUUUAGUAAAAACAGACUUUCAUUUGAGUUUCGAAAUUAACAGAAAAUACUAUGAAAUUUGUUCAUCGCCGAUAAACAACUUAAUAUUUCUUUACCAGGGUUUAUAACUUGAUAGUUUGUUAACUAAGCGUGGUUACACAAUCGAAACACAGUAAUUAUUUCUUCUUAAUGUAAGAUAAAACUGGUAUAUACAUACCACGUAGAAUAGUGAUAUAUCUGAUAUCAAAGAGCUGAUAAUAUAACAACCAGUCAUUUGAAAACCUUAUGUAAAUAACGGCUGAAAAGUUUUACGUUAGUCUAAAUACAAAUAAUCUAUCUGGAUUACUGAGAGUUUGUAUACAACAACAACAUCUGGACCAGUAUUCAGUUCAUCCUAAACUAAAGUUGUCUAAUACUCAUGAUAGUGUGUUAUUGUAUACUUUAUCGCGAUAACUAUGUUGCUAGUACGAAACCGGGCACAAUAUAUGCAUUAAUUCAACUUUAGUCCUCACCCCUACAACAGCAAUCUCCGAAUCAAUGCUAAUGUGAACAAUCUUAGUAGAAAAUAUUUAUGAUUGAUUAAUUUAAUCUCAAAACAACCUUCUAAAUAUUGUACAUUUCAGCUUAGAAUAACAUUUCAUUCAUCGGUGUAAAAGUAGAACAUAAUCAAUUAUGUUACAUCUUAAAGGUGAUUAAUCCUAUGAUCUCUUUUACAAUCACAAGAAUAAGAUCGAUGUUAUGAUCUAAGAAAGCAUUUUAAUGAGAAUUAAAGUAAAAUAUUGUUUUGUAAAUUUUCAUUGAUUUAUACGGUUGUUAUUUUAUUACUUAAAAUAAAUGCAUGAACUGCAUAUCAUGGUAGGUAACAAUGUAUUUCACGGUAAGAGUUUAACUUGGGACUUGUUAAACAAAUAAUUAUCCCAUUUAAUGAUAAUCAAACUUCUCACUGAUACGAGGGGUAAUGAACGUCGAUUACACAGUUGAAAAACGAUGCAAUUGAAAUAGUUUUCUCUACGUCGGUACACAUACAACACAAUGAAUAGAUGACUACCGACCAUUGUAUAAUGAAUGGUAGCAUUUGUAGGCCUUACGUCAAACAUUUGUGUAAAACAUUGUCCUUGUUUAUUAGUGUACAACGUAUAUUAUUAAAUAGUUAUUUCUCCGUUAUUUUAGGUGAUGGAGCACUGUCAAAAGAUGAUUUACGCAAUAUUUUACGUUAUUUUGAAUUGGACUUCAGCGAUGAAAUAAUUGAUGGCAUUGUGAAAGAAAUUACUGGAUUUGUUAAAGUUUAUCAUAGAUUCAGGCAAGGAUUUUACUAUUACUGAAAUCUUGAACAAUCCUUUAUAAUAUAUGAAGAGCUAAUUAAACUCCAACCUCGUCAAGAAUCCUUAUGUAUUUAACGUAAUAGAUCGUACUCAAAUAAUGCCUUUAACAAAUGAUGAAUUGUGUUAGAUUUUUAUUUGUUACAUAAUCUUGUUUCUCAGUUUUAGUAACAAGUAGAUUGAUUUAAAUGCUUUUCUCAGUAAUAAUAAUUGUUUCAAAAGGACAAAACUUACAU